CAAUCCGCCAUUUUCUCUCCUCGUCCGUGUGGUUGUAUUGAACGUCGCGGCCACAAGAGGGAGACCCAGCAUUAGUUACUGUUCAUUUUCUAUCCUGACUAGAGGACAAGCUCUUCAGCAGAGGGUCAACGGGUCCAAGCUUAAGGCCUGUACAUUCGUCGAGUAGUAUGUAUUGCUAUUUGUUUUGUAAUCACUCUAAACGCUGCCGGUUAUCACCGCCAAUAGAAACUGUUAAACAAAAAAGUUAAAUAUAAGAACGUAAGGAAUCCGUGCCAGGCUAUGUGGUUCUAUAUGCUGGCGAUUGGAUGGGUCCGUGUGCAGGAAUAGCAGAUUGAAACAGCCAACAGCAAGACACGGAUGAAAUUUACAACAUUUCGAAUUUACCUGAGGCAUAAAAACACAACCCAUAAAUGAGAUGGUAAAUGCCAUCAAAAUGAACAAAUACCUCCCCCAAUUAUACAGGGACUUAUCGACAAUGGGCUGAAGUUUUCUCGUGUUAGUUUUGUUUACACGGUUUGCAGACAUGUAACAUAAUCUAGGUAGGCCUAUACGCUGUAUUAAAUCCAAUUCAUGCAUUUAAUCUACAUGUCAAAGAUUUAGUGAUUGUAGCCUCGGUGAAUUAUUAAAAUAAUUACUUUUAUUGACACGGAAUUUUGCAUAUGCUGUAGGAGAUGACGUUCCUUCCCAAAAGGUGGAUUAAGUCCAAAUUGUGAUGAAAUUGAUGGAGUUGUACAUAUAGCCACAGCCCACACAGGGGCCUUAAUAAUUUCAUGACAGAAUGUAGCAAUGAAGGGCAUAUUAUAAAAGGCAAGGUAUUUGGCUGAUGUAGGCUACUACUGAGGGGAUAACUGCGAGCAUCACUCCUUUUUGGAGCUGAAGUGCAGAGAAGUGAAGAAGUGCACGUGUGCGCACGCUUGCGUUGUGCGGGUGUCGAGAGCUAGGGGGGUCGACGGCACGUGUCGUGUCUGCGUUGAGGGUGCGUGGCGAAAACGCUGCCUCGAGGGGAUCUCCUGUGACCCUUAUCUGCGCGUCUCUGGGGACGCCUUUUAGCCCCUCCUGGGAUGCAAAUGAACGGCCAUAAAAGAGAGGCAGAUACAGCCACCGAGACGAUGGAGGAGGAGGAGAAGAAAGGGAAAUGGGACCAUGAAGGAGGAGGGGAGGAGGUCAGCACUCACAUCUCAGAGCGCACAACAAGCUAAAGAGGAGACGGAGAAACCAAAUAAAUAAGUUGCCCUGCAGUGACAGGGCAAGUGUACGCUCAUGCGUAAACACACAGACCUUUGAAGUGGCCCUCUGUCACCACAUGGCAAAUCCCCCUGGUGUGAUCCCUCUGUCCAUUUGGCCACAGGACCGACACUGGAUUGUAGCGAACAUUCGUCUGUGUAGGUAUCAGCACCUCUCUCCUGUCCUGUAGCGGCUGUACGCUGGUCUCUCAGACAAGCAUGCAGUCAAUGGGAAUCCCACUGUUGAGCCUUUUCCAGAAGGCAUGGAGACCAUCAUGUUUGGUUUAGGCUGUUUCUGGGGACCUGAGAGACUUUUCUGGCGGCUUCCAGGAGUCUUCUCCACACAGGUGGGCUACGCCGGUGGCUUUACACCCAACCCCACUUACCACGAGGUCCGCUCAGGUCUGACUGGUCACACCGAGGUGGUGAGGGUUGUCUUCUCCCCGAAAGACGUCAGCCUUGAGGAACUGUUGAAGCGCUUUUGGGAAAGCCACGAUCCUACACAAGGUAUGAGGCAGCAGAAUGACAGUGGUACUCAGUAUCGUUCAGCCAUUUACACAUCCAACCCCACUCAACAGGAGCUUGCAUUGAGAAGCAAAGUGGCCUUCCAGCAGGAGCUGGAUAAAAAAGGCUACGGUCGCAUCACCACAGAGAUCCGGGAGGGGCAGCCGUUUUACUACGCAGAGGACUAUCACCAGCAGUACCUGAAGAAGGUACCUAAUGGCUAUUGUGGCCUCAAAGGCACUGGAGUCUCUUGUCCCAUUGGAGCUGGGAAGGAUGAACUGUGAGGGAUGCGUGGUGAGAAAGAAAAGGAUGAGGAUUUAUGAAGGCUUUUAUUUUGUCAUUUAUCGUCCUUAAUCUUUUUUUUUUUAAGUAUUUUACUAGUAUUUUAGUAAUGUAACUUAUUUGUCAGAUUUUCAAUCAAAUUUGUUGCUGUCUGUCAGCUGUGGAGAAUUAAUAUAGUGUCAGAAUAAGCUUUAUUGGCCAAGUAUGUGUACAAGGUUGCUCAGAAUGUACACAGAAAUAGACAUACAGCUAAAAACAUGAAUAUUUUACCACUAUGUAAAAAAUAAAUAUAU
Molecule: messenger RNA, 2302 nt
Organism: Perca flavescens (yellow perch)
Lineage: Eukaryota; Metazoa; Chordata; Actinopteri; Perciformes; Percidae
Gene: msrab
Product: methionine sulfoxide reductase Ab
Exons: 8
Coding region: 1487-2011 (174 amino acids)
Biological process (GO): cellular response to oxidative stress
Cellular component (GO): cytoplasm
Molecular function (GO): peptide-methionine (S)-S-oxide reductase activity
Source: RefSeq, a predicted model, not a curated record